Hyaena hyaena (striped hyena) is the source of this 1074-nucleotide messenger RNA. RefSeq names its product metabolism of cobalamin associated B (gene MMAB). The record is from RefSeq and is a predicted model, not a curated record. Gene Ontology annotation, molecular function: corrinoid adenosyltransferase activity. The coding region runs from base 58 to 753 and encodes 231 amino acids. Lineage: Eukaryota; Metazoa; Chordata; Mammalia; Carnivora; Hyaenidae. The transcript is spliced from 9 exons.
GCCCUGCGACCUGGACGGGAGCCUGGCGGGGUCAGCCGCGGACGAGUUGCCAGGCGUAUGGCUGUGUGGGGACUGGGAGGCCGCCUUGGCCUGCGCGGGGGCCUCAGCGCCAGCAGGCUGCUGUGUUCCCGUUUCCAGAGCCGCGGCCCCCAGGGCGUGGAAGACGGGGACGGGCAACAGCCUUCCUUGAAGACACCCAAGAUCCCCAAGAUAUACACCAAAACAGGAGACAAAGGGUUUUCUAGCACCUUUACUGGAGAAAGGAGACCUAAAGAUGACCAAGUGUUUGAAGCCUUGGUAACAACAGAUGAAUUGAGCUCAGCCAUUGGGUUUGCUUUAGAAUUAGUCGCAGAAAAAGGCCACCCAUUUGCUGAAGAGCUUCAGAAAAUCCAGUGCUCACUGCAGGACGUCGGCUCUGCCCUGGCGACCCCGCGCUCCUCGGCCAGGGAGGCUCACCGAAGAUGUGCUGCGUUCGAGGCGGGGCCCAUCGUGCAGCUGGAGCAGUGGAUCGACAGAUACUCCAGCCAGCUUCCCCCCGUCACGGCAUUUAUCCUGCCGUCUGGGGGCAAGAGCAGCUCCGCGCUCCACUUCUGUCGGGCCGUGUGCCGCCGAGCAGAGAGACGGGUGGUGCCUCUCGUCCAGAUGGGUGAGACGGACGCUAAUGUGGCCAAGUUUCUAAACAGGUACCCGAAGGAAUUUGGAGAGUCCCACUGCUCAGAGAAGCUAGACUCAGUGACUAUCUCUUCACGUUAGCCCGAUACGCAGCCAUGAAAGAGGGGAAGCAGGAAAAAAUCUACAAGAAAAAUGACCCGUCGGACCGAGCCUGAGGCUCCUGGAAAUAACACAGAGGGGGAGAUCUGUGGACCCCUCCGAGGUGGAGAGUUUGUCCUUCCUGUCCUGAUUCCUGAAGAGCUCGCCCAGGGGAGCUGGUGGAGACCCCUGCCCGCCCUGCUAGCCUCUCCUGGGUCUUGGAAGAGGUGGUAAUGAAUGAAUUCAGUAUCGGGGAAAACAAGGCAAAGUGAUCUUGGCAACGAAGAGCUACACAGAAAAAAAUUAAAAGCGGGAAAAGCUUGA